AUGGGGCUGCUUUCGCGGAACGUGGUGCUAGUCCUCCUCCUAGGUCUGGUGCUCUUCACGCUCGAGGCACACGCUUUCGGUGCCGGCAACAUUGCCUCGAUAUCCGCGGUAGAGGGCAAGAACUGGCGCCAUGGUGAUAUUGAAGACGUCUUGAAGACUGUGUCAUGUAUCCGUCACCACAAAUGGAAUUCCCUGAUGAUCAAGAGGGUCUACUUCGGGAACUGGCUACGGGACUACAGCCAGGCCAUGGAUACUGGCGCCCUGAAGAAGGCCCAACCCGAGACCAUUCGAAUUCUUGUCUGGCUACUGUCAUUCCUCGGAUUUGGCUAUGCCACGGCAGAGUUCGAGGUCACGGCGGAGCGCCUCGGUGUCUACCGGCCAGAGGAGCACAUUGACAAUCCCAGAGACUACAACGACAACGAAGACGCCCGGAAGUUUGACGUCCGUCUCCGUGGUCCAGUGCGUGACAUUGAGCUGCAAGUCGACAUGGAGACCGGGAUGAAAAAUUACAUCGCCAACGGAAAGGGUGACUGGGCCACCAGCGCCGCCUUUGUCAAGUACAGCUUUGAGCGCAGCAUCCACCAUGGCCGCCUGUACACGAACGGCCAUGGGUUCUUCAAAGGAAAAGACGAGGAUCUUGCGGAGGCCUUGCGUUGUCUGGGUCAAGGUCUGCAUACACUCGAAGAUUUUGGUGCACAUACCAACUACGUCGAGCUCUCCCUUCGGGAGUUGGGGUACCACAACGUAUUCCCUCACGUCGGAACGGCCACCGCAAUCAACCUCCGUGGGAAGCACGUUUUCCCUCUCGUGACGGGCACAUUUGGAAUGGUAGACUUCUAUCAUUCUGUGCUGGGAGAAGCUACCGACCACUUUACGCAGAGCGAAGUCAACGAGAUGGACAAUGCUCUCGGUACAGCUCAGCAGGCAGCGCAGUCAUCAAACCCUCUGAUGUCCCUGGUCAAGUUGUUGUCUAAAGUGCCGGGGACCAAGGGUCUUUGUGACGAAGCGGAACAGCUGCAAGCGAGUUCGCAGGCGCAAGCUCGUGCCAACGAGCAGCAGGGUUAUGGAUCACAGGGAGGCUUUCGCGGCGUGGAUGACUACGGAGGGUCAUCGCGAGGCAUUGACGAUUGGGAUAGCACUCGAGCCUCGCAUGCAGGGUUCGCUGGGCAACAACAAGGUUAUGAUGCAUCCAACAGUUGGAACCAAGGACACCAGCAACCAGGUUGGGGGCAAAACCCACCGCAAUACCAGCAGCAGUGGCAUGAUCAAGGCGCACCUCACGCCUUCAAUAAUCCACCUCCACAUCAAGCUCAAUGGCACGAUCCAAACAUGGGCCAUAACUACAACUCGCAGGACCAAUACUCUGGUUCCCAACAAAAUUGGCAGCAGCAGCAGCAGCACCAGCCACUGGUCGAUCAAUGGUCGCAGCAACCACAACAUCCUCAUGCUCCUGCUUCACAGCCUCAGCACGGGCAGGUGGGACAGCCCUCGCAAUCACAAGUUACUGCACCUGCAGGUCUUCCGGGUAUGCCAAACUUCGAUCCAGCCAAGACUGUUGCCCAGAUAUAUCCCAUCCUUGUUUUCCGCGACAAGGUCGUCCGGACCAUUAGCAGCAUAAUUGAAAAGAUCCCUGGUCUUGAGGCUCUUGUCGACCGUAUCACCGAGACGCUGACGGUCUUCGUCCUGUCGCUUUUGGCGCCGUUCGUGCGACCCGUGAUCAACGCCAUCUCGAAGACACUGCAGUCGGGAAGUUCGGAAGUUCUGGAUUCGUCCGCAAAGCACCAGUUCGAGGUUUGGACCAAUGCCCACUCCAGUGAUCCGACACACUCGAUGCUGAGCAAGGAUCACUUUAGCAAUAUACUCAACGAGCCCGCUGGUAAUGUGGCUGCUGAAAUCCUGAAAUUCAUCGCUCCCCGGGUGCUAUAUGCUUGGGAGCACCCCGAUGUGCCUGUGCAACAGGUGAUGCAUGACGUUGAAAGUAUCUUCCAUCAUCCGGCCAUCAGGAAUGAGGGCAAUGAAUGCCAUCGCAACAUGUUUAAUGCGGUGAAAGCCUGGGUCAAUGGACUGCCGGAUCGUGGUCGUGGCCUCGAAGCGGUUUUGAACUCUGAUGCUGUCCGGGCAGGCAAAAAUCACAAAGCAGGCGUCAAUGAGCAUAUGCACAAGCCUCCCGCCGGCUCGAGUCAAACCCACAACACCGGUGGAAGCUUUGGAGGUUUGGGAAACUUCAUUCCUGGUCAACAACAUGGCUCCGGCGGCCAUCAGGGCAGCAGCGGAGGACUUGGGGGAUUGGCAAACUUCAUCCCUGGACAACACACCGGUGGAGGCCACGGUGGAGGCCAUGGUAACAACCCAUUGGGUAUGGUUGGAGAUCUUGUGGGCAACUUCACGGGGCAGCACAAACCCGCCCAACAACACCAUGGCGGUGGCGGCGGCAGCGGUGGCGGCCUCAACAACAUGCUAGGCAUGGCCGAGAAGCUACCUAUACCUGGAGUACAUGGCGUGGCCAGCCAGUUGAACAAGUACUCCAAAUUCAUGGGCGGCUUUCCAGGCGGGGGCGCCCGCGGGCUGGACGAAAAUGACACCGGUCCAGGUGGUCUCGACGUGCCAGUCGGGGGAUCCAGCGAGCUUCACGAGGCUGCGGCGCAUGCCGACCGCUACGGCUCAGACAUGAGGUCACCCAGUCCGAUGCCCAUGCAGGCCCCAGCGGGGUAUGAACAGUACGGCCGGCAGGAACCGGGAGGUUACGGCUAUGGUCAGGGUCAGGAAGGACAGCCAUAUCAAUAUCAGACGACGUACCAGGAACCAUACUCCAGCCAGGGUCAGUAUGGAGCCGGUGGCGGUGGCGGUGGCGGAGAAAGCGCAGGCUACUAUGGAGGAGGAGGGCGUUGA
Cladophialophora carrionii CBS 160.54 is the source of this 2889-nucleotide messenger RNA. RefSeq lists its product as uncharacterized. The record is from RefSeq and is a predicted model, not a curated record. The transcript has 5 exons. NCBI's taxonomy places the organism in Eukaryota, Fungi, Ascomycota, Eurotiomycetes, Chaetothyriales, Herpotrichiellaceae. Bases 1 to 2889 code for a protein of 962 amino acids.